AUGUGGAUUAAAGAGGCAAUAAUUAUGCUUUUUACAAUUGUGUCACGUAAACUUAAUUUUAGUGAACCGUUUUGUAGAAGAAAUUUUACUUCCAGACCCGAGAAGAAAUGUGAAAACCAAGUCAUUCAUGAAUUUCUUCAGGAAAUUCAAUUAAAUUCGAAAUAUUGUAAUAAUUUUAUUGAUUGGGUCCCGAAUUCUGAUGUGAAUUAUAUAAAAUCACAUAAUAGAACCGAAAAUUCAGAAAUAUUUCUGGGAAUUUGGAAGCCAUUCAAAAUACAUCAUCAAUGCCUUGGAAAAUGUGCUAUACCUUUCUAUGGAUUAACAUUGUAUCCUGAAACUCGAGAUUACGCAAUGAUAAUGAAGCGUGCUGUUCAUGGUGAUUUGUGCAAAUACGUGCAUACUCAUAAGUAUAAGCUUUCAUGGACAAAAAGAAUAAAAAUACUUGUCAAUAUUGCAAAAGCUUUAGAAUACCUUCAUAGCCAAGAUUUGGUCCAUCAUGACCUUCAUUGUAAAAACAUUCUUGUUGAUGAAGAUGAUAAGAUAUUUAUUUGUGAUUUUGGGCUUUCUCAUAAUUCAAAUUCACAAUCAGAGUUAUUACAAAGAUUUAGUGAUAUGCAUAUACAAGAGAAUAUCGAAAUUGUUCAAAGAUUUAGUGAUAUGCAUAUGCAAGAGAAUGUCGAAAUUGUUCAAAGUUUUAGAUCUAAUGACGAACAAGAUACCUCAAAUGUUAUUUCUGUUGCUGAUAAUAAUCAAACAAGACAGUAUGCUAUUGACUUAUGUGAUUCUGAUAGGCAUGAACAAGAAUCAAUACAAAACAACGAAUAUACCGUUUGGCAAUCAUUAGAACUUUUAUUAGAUGAUUUUUUUCAUAGCAUGCCAACUAGAUCAUUUUUGGUAGAACAUUUAUUGCGUUCAACAUUCUUUGCCUUAUCUGGUGAUACAUCAGAUAUAUAUGACCAAGUAUCAUCUCUUUUGGAUCUAUUUAACCAUUUUGGUGCAACAGAUGAAAUCCCCAAUUUAGAUGUGCAAAACGAAGAAUUUUAG
This is a messenger RNA of Dentiscutata erythropus, 1044 nucleotides long. The record is from the annotation of a GenBank genome assembly. NCBI's taxonomy places the organism in Eukaryota, Fungi, Glomeromycota, Glomeromycetes, Diversisporales, Gigasporaceae.